Molecule: messenger RNA, 1763 nt
Organism: Argentina anserina (silverweed cinquefoil)
Lineage: Eukaryota; Viridiplantae; Streptophyta; Magnoliopsida; Rosales; Rosaceae
Product: transcription factor bHLH144
Exons: 4
Coding region: 763-1494 (243 amino acids)
Molecular function (GO): protein dimerization activity
Source: RefSeq, a predicted model, not a curated record
UACCACCUCUCUCAACCCCAAAGCCCAAACCCAGUUAAACUCAAUAACCACCAAACCAAACACACUCCUCUCUACUCAGCUUUUAGAUCUUUGCUCAUCAGCUCAGCUCCUGUGAAUUUCAGCUCAUAAAUCCGAGAACCCAAGUCCUAUCAUCUCAGGAAACAUAGUUGGGAGUUUGAAGGCUAGAACCUACUAAUUUGGAAUCAAAGAAGUAAAAUCAAAAUGCCGUGGAACAGGAAUUGUGUUCGUUUGGUGGUGUUCUUCCGUGUCAUUCUGUAAUUGUAUUCAAUCGGAGAAACUCUUUGGUUGUUGGAGAAAUCCUUUCUUUGGUGAUUACUACGGGUGGCUAGAAUUUUGAGAAUGUACAUUGGGAUAACUGUAAGGAGAUACAGAGCUAUUCAGGACGUUGGGAAAUUUAUGAUGUAUGUUGGGAUUAUUGCUUACUACCAACUGAUGCAAGUCUGCCAGGCUGAAUAUUUCCGUCAGUUGCUUAAACCUGUUACGUAGUCUAGUAGAACGAUCUUGUGAAUCUGGGAUUUAGAUAGACUGCUCUCCAGCUGUAUUUAUACAUAAGAAGGCAGUGGUUUGUUCGUAAUUGGUGUUAAUUGUGAAUUAGGCGGCUUUCCAGUAGCAGAAUGGAAAUAAGUUGAUUGGCAAAACACUCCUUAGUAUUACUUUACAAAUAUAUAUCUAAUCGAACUUGUAGUAUCAUCUAAUCAAGUUGAAGCUCCACCUCUUCAGCUUUAUUACUUAGGAUUUCUAAUGCAGAGUGACCAAGCAUUUGACCCAAACAAGGCAGCACCGCCCUUUGCAAACCAACUGGGUAAUAACUACAUGCAUAUGCCAGUGGCAUCUCCAUUUGGUACUGUUUUACCUCAUGAUGCAAUGCACUACAAACCCUUCCAUGGUGUUGAAUUUCAAACCUCUGACAUUUGCCCGAAGAAUUUCAUAAUCUUCGAUCAGACUGAUCAUCGCAGUCAGAUCAUGUUCAAUCCUGCAAUUGCCCACAGAAUUUCUGGUCCUGCUUUUGACAUCUGUGCAGCUUACAUGCAAGACAAUUUAGGAUUCAAUGAGGGAACAAAUGAGGAUAAAGAAACAUCUUCAUCUCUGAAGGAGGAUUCAGAUGAUAUUAAUGCAUUGUUGAGCUUGGAAGAGGAAGAAGAGCAAGAAGAAUAUGAUGAGGAAGAGGUCAGUACAGCACGAACUCAUGGAAACUAUGGGAGUUCAUACUCUGAUUCUUGUUCCAGUUAUGGUUUGAAAACCAGGAAGGAUGGGUAUUUUACACUUGAACAACCUUCUGGCAUUGGUAGCAGCAGCUGCUGCAACAGUGAAAGAAAACGGAAGAAAAUGAAGAAGAUGGUGAGAGCACUGAGAGGGAUUGUACCUGGUGGGAAUGAAAUGAACACAGUUGCUGUUAUAGAUGAAGCUGUUCAGUACUUAAAGUCUCUGAAAGUUGAGAUGCAGAAGCUUGGUGUCGGGAAUUUAAAUAACUAAAGAUUGAACCUGUUAUGGUGGUAAUAUUGGGGUUCUGUGCUUUCUGGAGCUUCUACUGGAAACUUAUCUCCUCGUUGAUGUUCAGAGAUUGAAGAUAUUUGCAUUGCUUUGUAAUAUGAAUACUCAUUUGCUUGUUGUCACUUAAUUUCCAAUGGCAUGUUGCAGCUAUUGAGUGCUAUGUAAAACUAUGCACCCUUUUAUCCAGCCUCGACUGGUUAAACAUAUUUCAAUAAGUUAUUUUAAUUUAUUAUAUUUGAAGUUUCAAGGUU